Drosophila busckii is the source of this 1198-nucleotide messenger RNA. It is a transcript of the gene mTerf3, whose product is annotated as transcription termination factor 3, mitochondrial. Gene Ontology annotation, molecular function: double-stranded DNA binding. Gene Ontology annotation, biological process: regulation of DNA-templated transcription; mitochondrial ribosome assembly. Gene Ontology annotation, cellular component: mitochondrion. The transcript has 2 exons. Lineage: Eukaryota; Metazoa; Arthropoda; Insecta; Diptera; Drosophilidae. The record is from RefSeq and is a predicted model, not a curated record. Bases 102 to 1187 code for a protein of 361 amino acids.
AAUCUGUGGCGGCAGAUCAACUUGUUGCUGAUUUCUGGCAACGCCGUCAGUCAGCUGUUGCUAUUAGAAGUGGAGAAUGGCAUCACAUAGUUCUAGCUGCCAUGUUUGGCUCGUGGAUACGUAACAUCGCAAGAAAUGCAAAGUUAACACAAACCACAACAAAAUACAAUGUAGUCAUACAACAAUUAUGUCAACUACGUGCCUUAAGAAGUGCGCCACGUGCAGUACAAGUGACAGAGCCGGCUGCAAAGGUUGCUGAAUCAAGUGACACCCCAGACGCAUUGCCACCCUUAAAGCAAAACAACAAGCAAGCAAGAGAGCUUGCUCUGGAUUUCGGGCCACGGGAGGCACAGCUGCCCAGCUUUAAUUUAGCCGCAUAUGUUAACGAUUCACAGACACUGCAACAGCUGCUUCAGCUGGGUGUAGAUCUCAGCAAUAUAGAAAGACGUAAGGGCCUGGGACAAUUUGUUCUUAAGCUGGAUUUUGAGCAGGAUGUUAAGCCAUACUUGAUGUUUCUGUCGGAUCAGGGUGUCUCACCAGAUGACUUUGGUAAAAUGAUAACCAAGAAUCCAUUGCUAUUUAAGGAGGACUUGCAAGAUCUACAGACACGUGUCGAGUACCUGAAAAGUAAACGCUUCUCGGAUGAGGCGCGGCAGCGCAUCUUCACACAAAAUCCCUAUUGGCUAAUGUUCUCAACGCGACGCGUCGACCGUCGACUGGGCUACUUUCAAAAGGAGUUUCAGCUUACCGGUCACGAUCUGCGACUAAUGGCCACAAGAGAACCCCGAUUGAUCACGUAUAAAAUGGAGCACAUACGCAAAGCUGUGUUUACGUUACGUGAGGAAAUGGGCUUUAGUGCCAAAGAACUUCAAACUCUAAUUGUGCGCAAGCCUCGACUAAUGAUGACACCUGCCGAUGUCCUUGUGGAACGCUUCAGUUAUGUGCACAACGAAAUGGCCCUGAGCCACGCACAGAUUAUCCAGUGUCCGGAGUUACUAGCCUCACGCGAAUUUCGCCUGCGGGAGAGACAUGAAUUUCUCAAGUUAUUAGGCCGUGCUCAGUAUGAUCCUCAGAAAGAUUUGUACAUUUCACCCAGCGAGAUUGUGCAGGGCAAUAAUUUUUAUUUUGUGCGCAAUGUGGCCAAAAGUGAUUUGGAAACGUUUGAGUUGUUUUUAAAAAAUCGUUAAUAAAUUUAUAU